Messenger RNA from Diaporthe amygdali, 501 nucleotides. RefSeq lists its product as uncharacterized. Bases 1 to 501 code for a protein of 166 amino acids. Lineage: Eukaryota; Fungi; Ascomycota; Sordariomycetes; Diaporthales; Diaporthaceae. The transcript has 2 exons. The record is from RefSeq and is a predicted model, not a curated record.
AUGAUACACCAAAUUUACAUCCUAAUUUCUUCUUCAAAGCAAGUGUGGCUGCAGGCACCCGAACGGCACGUGCAACUUCGGGUGUGGAGUUUGAGUGGUGAGAAGGACGAAGUUUGGAAGUGCCCUGUUGAGCUCUGGCAUGAAAUCGUGAGCCGCUACUCCGGCCUGAGCCUCAGCAAAGAGCAGGAGCGGCUUGCUGCCAUCGCCACCAUCUCCAGGCAACUCUCAUUCUAUCGCCCAGCAGAAGUAUACAUGGCAGGGCUACGGUCGGGCUCGCUGUUGCUGGACCUGAUGUGGCGCAGCUUUAUUCCCAGUCACGGAAACCAGGAGUCGACGUGGACUUCGUCGUCGGCAGUAUCGGCAGUGAAUUUCAUGCCCUUUCAAGGCAUCGCGCGUCAAAUUUGUCGACUACAUGUACCAAAGAGGAGGCUCAGACCCUCUUCGGCAUCACUCAAGGCACGCCUAUCACACCUAAUCCGGUUGUUCCCAUACGCCUGGUAA